AGUGAACGUGAAGUGGGGAAAGGAGAAGUUUGAUAAUGUGGAGUUGAACACCGAUGAGCCACCAAUGGUUUUUAAGGCCCAGCUGUUUGCCUUGACUGGAGUUCAGCCAGACAGACAAAAAGUCAUGGUUAAGGGAGGAACUUUAAAGGAUGAUGACUGGGGAAACCUCAAAAUAAAAAAUGGAAUGAGCUUGUUAAUGGUUGGGUCAGCUGAGGCUCUUCCUGAGGAGCCAGCAGUGAGACCUAUCUUUGUAGAGGAUAUGACGGAGGAGCAACUGGCCUCAGCUAUGGAACUACCCUGUGGCUUAACAAACCUGGGAAACACCUGUUAUAUGAAUGCCACUGUUCAGUGUAUCCGCUCAGUGCCAGAGCUGAAAGAUUCUCUUAAACGCUAUGCGGGUGCCUUGAGAGCUUCUGGGGAAAUGGCUUCUGCUCAGUACAUUACAGCAGCCCUCAGAGACCUGUUUGAAUCUAUGGACAAGACCUCUUCCAGUAUCCCUCCUAUCAUCCUCCUGCAGUUCUUGCACAUGGCCUUCCCACAGUUUGCAGAGAAAGGUGAACAGGGGCAGUACCUGCAGCAGGAUGCCAAUGAAUGCUGGGUACAAGUAAUGAGAGUGCUACAGCAGAAGUUAGAACCCAUAGAAGGGGACACUGACAUGGAGACCAACUCAGGAGCUGCUGCUGCACCAAAGAAGAAGAAAAGCUUUAUUGACCAGUUUUUUGGCAUAGAAUUUGAGUCGAGCAUGAAAUGCACUGAAUCUGAAGAGGAAGAAGUAACAAAAAGUAAAGAAACCCAGUUACAGCUCAGCUGUUUCAUUAACCAAGAAGUAAAGUAUCUCUUUACUGGACUCAAGUUGCGCCUUCAAGAAGAAAUCACCAAACAUUCACCGUCACUGCAAAGAAAUGCUUUAUAUAUCAAAACUUCCAGAUUAAGCCGUUUACCAGCCUACCUGACUAUCCAGAUGGUCCGAUUCUUUUAUAAAGAGAAGGAGUCUGUCAAUGCCAAAGUUCUUAAGGAUGUUAAAUUUCCUCUUAUGUUGGAUAUAUACGACCUGAGCACACCGGAGCUUCAGGAAAAGAUGGUCCCAUUCCGUUCCAAAUUUAAAGACUUGGAAGACAAAAAAGUAUCUGGGCAGGCACCAAAGGCUAAUCAAGGGGCACAAAAAGAAGUUAAAUAUGAACCGUUUGCCUUUCCUGAUGAUGUUGGGUCUAAUAAUUGUGGUUACUAUGAACUGCAGGCAGUUCUUACACACCAGGGGAGAUCAAGUUCAUCGGGACACUAUGUUUCAUGGGUUAAAAGGAAACAAGAUGAAUGGAUUAAGUUUGAUGAUGACAAAGUGAGCAUUGUCUCUCCUGAAGAUAUACUAAGGCUGUCAGGAGGUGGAGACUGGCAUAUAGCUUAUGUUCUACUUUAUGGACCCCGACAAAUCGAAGCUUCCGAGGAGACCGAACAAUAA
This is a messenger RNA of Staurois parvus, 1456 nucleotides long. NCBI's taxonomy places the organism in Eukaryota, Metazoa, Chordata, Amphibia, Anura, Ranidae. The record is from the annotation of a GenBank genome assembly.